AUGGACUCUAGCCAGGCCAGGACUCCCAGUCCACAGGCCAAUGGGAACAUCAACCUGGGGCCUUCAGCCAACCCAAAUGCCGGGCCCACCGACUUCGACUUCCUCAAAGUCAUUGGCAAAGGGAACUAUGGGAAGGUCCUUUUGGCCAAGCGCAAGUCCGAUGGGACAUUCUAUGCUGUGAAGGUGCUACAAAAAAAGUCCAUCUUAAAGAAGAAAGAGCAGAGCCAUAUCAUGGCGGAGCGCAGCGUGCUUCUGAAGAAUGUACAGCACCCCUUCCUCGUGGGCCUGCGCUACUCCUUCCAGACACCUGAGAAGCUCUACUUUGUGCUGGACUAUGCCAACGGGGGAGAGCUCUUCUUCCACUUGCAACGGGAGCGUCGGUUCCUGGAACCGCGGGCCCGGUUCUAUGCCGCAGAGGUAGCCAGCGCCAUUGGCUAUCUGCACUCUCUCAACAUCAUUUACAGGGAUCUGAAACCAGAGAACAUUCUCUUGGACUGCCAGGGCCAUGUGGUGCUGACGGAUUUUGGCCUCUGCAAGGAAGGUGUGGAGCCCGAAGAGACCACAUCCACGUUCUGUGGCACCCCUGAGUACCUGGCUCCUGAAGUGCUUCGCAAGGAGCCUUACGAUCGGGCAGUGGACUGGUGGUGCUUGGGGGCGGUCCUCUAUGAGAUGCUGCAUGGCUUGCCUCCUUGGGUUUCCGAGGCAGUAUCGCUAUGGAAGUAG
Messenger RNA from Orycteropus afer afer, 723 nucleotides. It is a transcript of the gene SGK2, whose product is annotated as serum/glucocorticoid regulated kinase 2. The record is from RefSeq and is a predicted model, not a curated record. NCBI's taxonomy places the organism in Eukaryota, Metazoa, Chordata, Mammalia, Tubulidentata, Orycteropodidae. Gene Ontology annotation, molecular function: ATP binding; protein kinase activity. Gene Ontology annotation, biological process: protein phosphorylation.